Closterium sp. Naga37s-1 is the source of this 2082-nucleotide messenger RNA. The record is from the annotation of a GenBank genome assembly. Lineage: Eukaryota; Viridiplantae; Streptophyta; Zygnematophyceae; Desmidiales; Closteriaceae.
AUGGCGUUCCCGGAGCUGCUUGCGCGGCAGGCAUCCAUCUAUUCGCUCACGCUCGACGAAUUCCAGGCGACGUUCGCAGGCCCGUCGCACGCCGUCGCAUCCAUGCCCAUGGACGACUUCCUGCGAUCCGUCUGGCUCGCCGAGGAGUCGCACAUGCUCGCCGCCGCGCACGCCGCGGGCAGCGCGGAUCCGCGCGCGCGCGACAAGGCCGCGGGGCUGCUCCGCGCGCGCUCGAUGCGGCGGCAAAAGUCCGCCGCGGCGCUUCCGCGCGCGCUGACUGCGCGGACCGUGGAAGACGUGUGGAAAGACAUUCAGGCGGAAUUAAGGGGGGAGGGAGAAGCUGCGGAGGCGGGCGGAGCGUUGGCGGAAGGAGCGCGCGGAGGGGGGGAGGCGCAGCAGCAUCAAGCGCAGGGGCAGGGGCAGCAGCAAGUACGGCAGUUGUCGUUUGCAGAAAUUACGCUGGAAGAUUUUCUGGUGCGUGCAGGGAUUUCUAAAGAAGAUCUUAUAGGGGGAAUGGAGGCGUUGGGGGGAGAGCAGUGGAAUGGGGAGGAGGCGAGUGGCGGAGUGGGCAGUAGUGCGCGGAGAGAGGGGGAGGGGGGAGCCGGUGGGGGCGAGGGGGGAGUGGGGGGGCCAAUAGCGGGGCGGGGGGAAGGCGGAGGGGGAGGAGAAGGGGUGCAAGCAGGGGGCGCGGAUGGGCGGCUGGGGAGCAUGGGGGCGAAUGGCAGCAGUGUUGACGUGGCACAUGAUUUAAAAGCUACAGCAGGGGGAACAGGGUGGGCGUUCCACCCACAUUCGGGGGCAGCAGGGCAGGCACAGUCACUACCGUUACAGCUCCACAAAAAUCAGCUUCACCCGCAGCAGCAGCAGCAGCACCAUGGGCAGGGGCAAGGGCAGCAAGGGGGGCAGGGCGGGGGCGAAGGGGGGCGCGAGGGUGGGGGAGGCGGAAGGGGAGGAAGAGGAGGCGAGCAGGCGAUGCAGCAGCAGCAGGCAGUGGUGGAAAUGGCAGCAGCAGCAGUGGCGGACGCAGGGCACAGCCACGUGGCGUCUGUCUUUGCCGCCACGCGCCACGCCGCCGCCGCCGCUGCUGCCCUCAACGCGCUCGGGUCACUCGGGUCGCUGGGAGCGUUGGGGCCGCAUGGAGGGGGGCUGCUGGGGUCACUGGGAGUGCAGGGAGCAAUGGGAGCAAUGGGGUCGAUGGGACCCGCCCCUGCUGGUGACCUUGCCAUGGGGACGGGUAUGGGGGGAGGAAUUGGGGGAGGCAUGGGCGGAGGCGUGGGGGGAGGCGUGGGGAUGGGUGGGGGAAUGGUGCCCACUACGUAUGGCGUGGGCGCAGGCAUGGGGGCAGGCAUGGGCGCAGGCAUGGGCGCAGGCAUGGGCGCAGGUGUGGGCGCAGGGGGGCUGGCGGGGAUUUCUGGGACGAGCAUGGUGGUGGCGGAUGGGGUGGGGGGCGGGGGGGAGAGGUGGGGAGGCAGUGACGGCGGAGGGGGAGGGGGGCAGUCAGAUACAGGCGGGGGGAGUGGGGAUGGGGACACGCUGAGCGGGGGCGUGGGGGGGAGUGCGGGGCGGAGGGGGAGGAAGCGGAUUGGGGAGGGGGGAGGGGCGCCGGUGGAGAGGAGGCAGAAGCGGAUGAUCAAGAAUAGAGAGUCGGCCGCUCGGUCUCGUGCAAGGAAGCAGGUGGGGGAACUUGCUGGAGGGCUCAGAAUGGAGGAGAACCCUCCCCCUCCCCCUCAGCCCAUUCCCCUUGUCACCACAUGCCAUGCCCCCCUCCCCUCCUCCCCCCCUGCCAGGCGUACACACCACAUGCCAUGCUGCCCUCCCCACCCUCCCCUCCAGGCGUACACAGUGGAGUUGGAGGCGGAGGUGGCGCAGCUGAAGGAGGAGAGCCCUCCCCCUCCCCCUCAGCCCCUUCCCCCUGUCACCACAUGCCCCCUUCCCACCCCACCAGGCGUACACUGUAGAGCUGGAGGCGGAGGUGGCGCAGCUGAAAGAGGAGAACGAACAGCUGCGCUCCCAGCUGCUGCUGCUGCAGUCCCAGACCCACGCACACCCCAACGUGGUGAGUGCACAUUGCGCAUUGAGUGA